Molecule: messenger RNA, 523 nt
Organism: Bursaphelenchus xylophilus (pine wood nematode)
Lineage: Eukaryota; Metazoa; Nematoda; Chromadorea; Rhabditida; Aphelenchoididae
Source: the annotation of a GenBank genome assembly
AUGUUCAAAUUGUAAGUUUGUUGUUCAAGUCUGACUAAUCUUCUUCGAUUUUUCAGAAUUUGUUUGGCUGUUUUGGUGAGCGCUGCUGUCGCUCAAUACUCGGUAAGUUCAAGGGCAACAUUGAAACGUAUCAGUUCGCCGUAACCUAUUUGAGAAAAGUAAAACUAUGAAAAGAUAAAAGCUGAACUUGAUACCUACUUUUUUUCCAAAUUUUAACCUACUUUUUAAGCAGCAAGGGUACGGUAGCUAUGGAACCAGCAACUAUGGAACUUACUCCCAGAAUCCUCAAUACUCCGCCUCAGGCUAUAACAGUCAAUACAACCCCUACUGCGACCCCUCAUACUUUGGAGGAUCCAACAGCGGCUACGGACAACAAUACGGCGGACAGUCGCAAUAUGGAGCCUCCUCCGGAUAUGGCGGACAAUAUGGCUCCAGUUACGGCCAACAGUACAACCCAUCAUCGUACUCGAGCAGCUACAGAGGACGCCGAAUGGCUGGCCCACCCGGACUGGUCUAUGUUUAG